UACAUACAGACACGAGCGUCGGACUUACUCCGUCUGGGGUCCCGUGUCGUUUCGUAUCCUUGUGCUCGUAGACGUAGUGACGGAAGGGUUUGACGGGGCCGGGGCUGCUUGGCUCCAACGGUACCGGACUGAGGAAGAGGAACGGUGCUAGGAGAGCGGCCAGGGACGCCGCGAGGGAGAGAGGGAGAGAGCGAGCAGAGGAGUGCCCAGGAACCCGCCUGGGCUCAACAGGUGGAAAAGAAGCAAGGAGGCUGGCGUCAGGAACGAGGACAGGUGCACGGAGAGAAUCUCGCGUGCGUCUUCCAUGAUCGUCGACCGACUCUUGCGUGAGACCGCUGCUCAACGUCUGCGCGAGCCUUCGUUUUUCCUCCAGCCACCCUCCCCUCUACAUAAAGCCCACUCUCUCGACUCGUAAUUGCGUCUGAACAAGCUGUAAAUAGAGAGAACCAGUCGGUUCUGCCCACCCAUUGUCGCACAUACAAGAUUUGCACCGUAUAUACCCUAUAUACGAAAUAAAGGCCCUGCGUGCGCCAAAGAUGGCUCUGUACAGCAUGCUGGUGCGCAGCUAUCGCGCUGUGCUGAGCUCCACAAAGGAGGCAGUCAUUAGAGCCAUGAUGGGUGUCCUCAUUUUCCUUGGCUACGUCCUCCUGUCGCUGUUCAUGUACGCCAUAAUGAGGAGAGUGAUGGUGCCGCAGAAACUGCACAUAAAACCGGUCCACCUCUAUUUCCAUCCUGAGUGUCAGACUGUGGGAGGAGCCGCCGACUGUCCUUUCCCCAAGGCCGAGUUUCUACUCACGAUGGACAAAAGGUCAGCAUCCAUUUUUAAAAUGAGUUUGACUGUUUACCCUCUUCCUCCCUCUCUCUUUUCUCUCUCACUUCUCUCUCCCUGCUUCUCUCUUUCCCUCCUCCCCUCCUCCUCGUACCCGCAGCUGCUGAGUUCAGGUCAGUACUACCACAUCUCCCUCCAGCUACAGGCUCCAGAGAGUCCAGUGAAUGCAGAAGUCGGAGUAUUCAUGGUCAACAUCACUCUAUAUACUACCGGCCAGCAGUUCCUCUCCACAUCUGCCAGACCUGCGAUGGUAAAGUACAAGUCGUUUCUGCUGCGAACACUCUCGACGAUUGUCUUUGCCGUCCCCCUGUUGCUGGGUGUGUGGAGUCAGGAGCAGGAGCUGAACGUUCCGCUCUACGAGGCCUACUACGAGCCGUACGGAGACGGGACGAUAUCGGCCACGGUCUCGGUCCUCAACCCCCACGUACAGCUGUACUCUUCCACGCUCACCAUCGACGCCAACUUUGGAGGUUUAACCUACUAUCUGUACCAGUGGCCGGUGACCAUGACUGUCAUUGUGGUUGUCAGCAUCUUCAUCUCUCUCUGUACCUGCACCCUCGUCCUCUGGGUGAGGGACGUCCUCAGAGACUUUGACACUCGACGGAGAACACGGACAGCUGCCCUCCAGAGACGACAGGGAGGAGGGGGCGUGGUUGGUUCCGGAACCGGAGUACGGGUACAGACCCAGCUGCCAGGAGGAGCCGGAGGAGGGGGAGGUACGAGUGUGGCCAAUGCUGGAGUCCACAGAAGACCAGUGGUGAUCCCUCGACCACCUCACUCCGGGGGAAGCAGCGGUACUCCGAUAUCAGGGUUACCGCCGUACACACCCCGGGGUGUCGGGGGUGGGGCAGGGGACGAGAGAGCCACGCCCACUCCAUCCGAGCUCUCCGAGAGCACCGGAGUAGGGGUGGAGGAUGUGACAACGUCGAGUCAGAUAGCAGGGUCGGUCCAGUCGGAGAUGAGCAGUGUGGCAGGUGAUACAGACACAGAGGGAGACACAGCAGCUGGUGGUGGUGGUGGAGGUCUGCACAACAUUCUACACACUCUCAGGAGUCUGGAAUCUGACCUUGAGGAGGGAGAGAGGACUGGAGAUGGAGGAGGCACAGGGGAUGCUGUGAGGAGAAGAGUGGUGGACAGUUGACGUGAACUCCCCUCGCUCCCCCUCAUGGUUUCUAUCACGUCAUGUGUGAAAUGUUCAAAUCCGCACAAUAUCACAGUUUCUAUAAUUAUUUGUAAGCGCUAACACACAUGCACAUUAUUGACUCAAAAAUCGACUCAAAACACUUCAUUUCUCAAUAUUGCCAAAACAGUGUGUACACAAUAGUGGUGCUCAUGUUUUCACAGAGGCAAAAAUACGACAAAAAUGACAAAACGUGACACCAGAAAUGACUCCUAUAUAACAAGGGGAGAGUGGACUGCUAUUCAUCGUCAUAGUCUUCCUCCUCUUCCUCUUCGUUGGCUGGCCUGGCCCCGGGUAAAUGUCGAUGAAGACCUGCAGUCAUGGCCGGGAGGUCAACGUUGGCAGGGGUCGCAGAGUCCGAGGAGGGUGUGAGGGAGGGAAGGUGGGAGGAGGAGGGGAGAGAGAGGAGGGACAGUGGUGCUGCAGUCGGAGGGUGGGGUGUCGAAGAGGUGGAGGCUUGAGCUUGCUGUCUGCUGUUUUGACCCACCGAUGGCGAUGCACUGGCAACGGAGCUGCUCCGAGAGGAGGAAGAGG
Molecule: messenger RNA, 2543 nt
Organism: Geodia barretti
Lineage: Eukaryota; Metazoa; Porifera; Demospongiae; Tetractinellida; Geodiidae
Source: the annotation of a GenBank genome assembly